AUGGCUUUCGAACCCACCGCCGAGAGGCUCCUGCCGGCGUCCAACUACCCGGAAUCCCGAGUCCUCAUCAUCAUGACGGGCGGAACCAUAUGCAUGCAGCCUACCGCUGACGGACUCCAGCCUAUUGGAGGUUUCUUAAAUAAUGCCAUGGCUCCGCGCCCCUCAUUCAAUGACAAGUCGUCGCCUUCAGUCCAGCUUGACGCCAUCAAGGACGGCCAAAAAGUUAUGCUUGACAGUUUGAGAACACCGCCAAGCGCCUACUCCCGCCAUAUUCGCUACGGCGUGCUGGAGUUCAGCCCUCUGCUGGAUUCAAGCUCCAUCUCGGCGGAGGGCUGGACCGAGAUCGCCCAGACCAUUCGGGAGAAUUAUCGCCUCUUCGACGGGUUUGUUGUUUUGCACGGCACCGACUCUCUGUCGUACACGGCCUCGGCUCUUUCUUUCAUGCUUUCUGACCUAGGCAAGCCCGUCAUCCUCACAGGAUCCCAAGCCUCUAUCUUCGCUCUCCAGUCGGACGCCGUGGACAAUCUCCUGGGCUCGCUCAUUAUCGCAGGAACCUUUGUCAUCCCCGAGGUCGGCCUGUUCUUCCACCAUAAGCUGUUCCGCGGCAACAGAACCAGCAAGGUUUCGUCCGCCGCUUUCGAGGCCUUUGCUAGCCCCAACUGCGAGCCCCUGGCCAAGGUCAACGGGCUGGGUAUUGAUGUUAACUGGCCCAUCGUGCUAAGACCCACCAGGAUCGCCGAGCUUCAGGUCACCAACCACCUCGACACCGCCCACGUCGCAUGUCUUAGAGUCUUUCCCGGUAUCCGGCCAGAGAUGCUUGAUUCGGUUCUGCGCGUCCCCGACCUGCGCGGUCUCAUUCUGGAGACCUUCGGCAUGGGCAACGCUCCUAGCGGCAUCGAUGGCAGCCUGACCAAGGUCAUUAAGGCGGCUGUCGACCGUGGCGUCAUCGUCGUCAACGUCAGCCAGUGCAUGAGCGGUUUUGUGUCCCCCGUCUACGGCCCCGGAACCGAACUCGGCCGCGCCGGCGUCAUCUUCGGCCUCGACCUCACUGCCGAAGCGGCCCUGACAAAGCUGUCGUACCUACUCGCCAUUCCGAACCUGUCAACCGCCGAGGUCGGCGCGCGGAUGUCGCAGUCGCUGCGCGGCGAAAUGACCGAAAUGGCACUCCCGGUAUUUUCGCACCCAUCUGGCUCACUCGACUCGGUCGUAUCUCGGCUAACGGCCUCAGAAUCGGCAUUUACCGUCCUCGGCUACGCCAUACGGAAUGGCGAUGUCCGGGCGGUGAGGGACAUCCUGGACAACGACGGCCAGCGCGAGCUCCUAAAGAUGGCCGACUACGCCGGAAACACGGCCGUCCACCUGGCCGCCGUCGGACCCGACCUCGAGAUUCUGCGCGAACUGCUGACGAGGGGAGCCAGCGUGCACGCGCGGAACCGCGCCAACAACACGCCGCUCUACCUCGCGGAAAAGACAGGCAAGGAGGAGUGUGUGCGGCUGCUCAAGGAAACGGGAGCGCACUUGUGGCAGGAAGAGGAGGUUAUUCUAGGCUCUGUGCAAGCGUCUGCAUCUGCAUAUGGAGGAGUUCAAAAGUAG
Molecule: messenger RNA, 1593 nt
Organism: Colletotrichum graminicola M1.001
Lineage: Eukaryota; Fungi; Ascomycota; Sordariomycetes; Glomerellales; Glomerellaceae
Product: asparaginase
Exons: 2
Coding region: 1-1593 (530 amino acids)
Molecular function (GO): asparaginase activity; protein binding
Source: RefSeq, a predicted model, not a curated record